Molecule: messenger RNA, 714 nt
Organism: Penicillium psychrosexuale
Lineage: Eukaryota; Fungi; Ascomycota; Eurotiomycetes; Eurotiales; Aspergillaceae
Exons: 1
Coding region: 1-714 (237 amino acids)
Biological process (GO): protein N-linked glycosylation
Cellular component (GO): Golgi membrane
Molecular function (GO): glycosyltransferase activity
Source: RefSeq, a predicted model, not a curated record
AUGUAUGUUCCUUACCACCCAACACUGACCAUUGUAGCUACAAUACAUGGCUAUGAUUACAAGCUCAUCCAGGCUUCUUGCCCUACGGGUCUUCAUGGCACAUGGAGUAAGGUGACGGCGAUGAAGGAAGCCCUGAAAUAUUACGAAUUUGUUAUAUUCCUCGAUGGGGAUGCUAUGAUUCGCCAUCCGCACCUUCCUAUGGAAUGGCUUUUCAACUACUGGGACAUAACGCCCGAUACACUCGUCGCCAUGGCACUCGACCCAGACGAACCACAAAAUCGGGACGCGAAAGGAAAAACACUCUUGAACACGGGAUUUAUUAUUGGACAGAAAGACUCCAGGACGCAGGAGCUUUUUGAAGCGUGGGAAUCAUGCCCUACCGACAUUCGAUACCCCGACUGCUCUAAAUGGAGUCAGCAAUGGUCGCAUGAGCAAGCUGCCUUCGGGAAUUAUCUUCGAUAUGACACUGCGCUAGAGGGAGAAAUAAAGACUCUUUCAUGCGCUGAGGCGAAUGGAUACCCUGAGAUGGCUAAUAUAAACUGUACCGGGGAUUUUGUUCGGCACUAUUGGAUUUACAAGGAUCUGCUGCCGGCUACUGUUGAAAAAUCGAUUACAGAGUAUUUCCUACCCAGAGUGCAGCAGCUCUUUCACCAGAACUUCGCCAGCGUGGUGCUUAAUAUAAGCGAUUCCGUGGUGUCAAGCAUCAAGGAGUGA